This is a messenger RNA of Kwoniella mangroviensis CBS 8507, 885 nucleotides long. RefSeq lists its product as uncharacterized. The record is from RefSeq and is a predicted model, not a curated record. NCBI's taxonomy places the organism in Eukaryota, Fungi, Basidiomycota, Tremellomycetes, Tremellales, Cryptococcaceae. The transcript has 4 exons. The coding region runs from base 1 to 885 and encodes 294 amino acids.
AUGAACAAUAUUUCAGAAGCAAACAGGGCCGAAACCGCCUUUUUUGAAGGUAUGCACCUCGUCUCGCCACCUUCCCCUUCCCCACCGCUCCCAGGUCUCAUUGCAAAUGAGAUGAGAACUCCCCCCUCCUCUGAUGAUGAGACGGGAGAUGGUCUUUUUGAUCUGUGGUGCUGGUCUGAGCCCCAUGACCAAGACCAGCUCGUCCAGAUUAGAAGAGGAGAUCAGGAGGAUCUGGAGAUGUUGGAAGCUGUUGAGCGUGACAGUCAGAGCGAAGAUGAUGUCCGCUUCCGAUUUGAGAUCGAUAAGUACGCGUUUCGCGCAAUGAUCUUCGCCGAUCAACAAGGAUGGUACGGACCUCCUCCAAUCGUUCUUUCUUUGCCGGCCCGAUUAGACCUGUAUUCUCAGGGCCUGCUCUCUCCUGCCGAAGAGGAAGACCUCUUUAGGUCAAUCGGCAUCACUGAAGCGGAAGCGUCAGCUGCCUUUUCUUCCUUCUCUGCUCUUGCCCCCGUCCCUCCCCCUCCCCCUCCUCUCCUCCCAGCCUCCGCUCCGGUCGAGGCAGGAGCCCCAUUCUGGUCGAUUCCGGCCGUGGCGGGACCCUCGUCGUCCCCCAUCUGUUCGUCCGCCCCUUCUCCUCCUCCCCCUCCCCCUCCCCCCGACACCGAGACGAGGGAUGAGCCCCCUGCCAAGAGGCGAAGGGGCAGGCCCAAGAUCGUUCGACCUUCUCCUCCUUCCCUCUGCCAAGGCAGCCGAGGAAUACUCUUUUUCGUUGGCGAGGUGGCUCCCAACGCCACGGACAAGGAGAGUCGGCGUCGGAGGGGGUUCACGGUGCGAGAUGACGCACCAAGGAAGAACGGUGGAGGAGUCGGAAAGAGGGAGAGGGAAUAG